Molecule: messenger RNA, 1104 nt
Organism: Rotaria sp. Silwood2
Lineage: Eukaryota; Metazoa; Rotifera; Eurotatoria; Philodinida; Philodinidae
Source: the annotation of a GenBank genome assembly
AUGUAUCGUUUAGACCAAGGCCAAUCAUAUUUACCUGACAAACAAACUUCACUUGAAGAUCGGUAUUAUAAUAAUCACAGUUUUCAAGAAGAAUAUCGCGUUAAUGAUCCGGAAGUAACUAAUGCAGCAACAAAAAUUCAAGCAAAUUUCCGUGGUCAUAAGGCAAGACAAAAUGUAGAAAAAAUGAAACACGAAAAUAAAGAAGUGAUUGAUGCUGAUCAACAAGAAUUAGGUUAUGGUCGUGAACAAACCGAAACACCAAAUGAAAAUGAAUAUCGAGCACCAUAUGAUGAAGAUCGUAAAUCAUCACCUUUAAUAAGUACACGUUCAGAACAACAAGAAUACAAGAAAGAUACUGUUCAUGUAGUAGCAGCAGGAGCAGAUGAAGGUGGAGAUAAAGAUGAUGAAGAAGAAGAAGAAGAAGAAGACAAAGAAGAACCACCAGAACUAUUUGAAAAAGAAGAUAGUGAAGAAGAAAGAGAAGAACAAGAAAUUGCGGCAAGAACUAUUCAGGCAGGAUUUCGUGGUUCUAAAGAUCGAAAAAGUGCUCAGCGAGAACAAGAAUCACCUGGCAGUAAAGGUGAACUUGAUCAAUUAUCUGACCGACGUCCAAAUCAGGAAUUUGAAAGUGAAAGAACACCAACACCACCAUCAACUCGUCUUAGCGAAAAACUCGAUAGUGAUCGUCAUGAUCUUGGUGGAAAUUUAACUGCAAACGAUGAAAUUGAAACUGGUGAAAACGACGAUACCAAUCGACCUCGUCUUGAACGCGAACCAACACAAUUAAGUGAAGAUUUUGAACGACAUACACAAGUUCCACGUGAUUCAGAUUUUGAUCGAGAGCUAGAACCACAUUUUAAUAACGAAGACGACGAAAUGGAUCAUUCAAAUCUUGAUAAAGCAGCAACACGUACUCAUGAACAACAUCCAUCAUCAACAUCUCCUCAUACCCACGAUGAAUAUGAUAAUGCUCAUAAUAAAAUUUUAUCAGCAUCAGCUGAAUAUAAUAGAGAAGCAGAAGUUGAAGAUGAUGAUAAUGCAGCAGCUAUUAAAAUUCAAGCUGCUUAUCGUGGAUAUCGAGUUCGAAAAGACUUGGAAAAAUAA